AAAUAGGGCUGGUUCAGCUGAAGGCUGGUUCAGCUGAAAGCUGCUCCAACUCCCAGCAAAUUAAUAACACACACACAGAAAGAAGAAAACACAGCUUAGGAUCUGGAGUCGUGCAGAGCAGUGCGAUUAGCAGGAGAGUCACAUUACUCCCUGCCAAAGUAAGAAACAGCACAGACCUCGUAAUUAAUUGAGUCAAAAGAGGCUCAUUCGGUUUAAGGCUGUUACCACAAGAGAAAAAACUUUUACUGACAGGACAGGACACCCCCCCCCCCCCCACCACCCACCACCCACCACCCAAUCUCCCCAACCAUUUCCCGAUAAAAGAAGUAUCCAAACUUAAACAGAUCCCUUUUGGGCAAAAAAAACAAUUGGACCGUUCACAACGAAAUGCUGUAAUGAUGCCAUGAUUUGUUUUUGAUUUGAAAAAAACCCUGAAAAUUUUACUGAAGUAAAGGAGAAAAUGAGGCAACUGGUAAAACUGCUGUUGUGGCAUUUCCUGCUCUUAAAAGUGAAAUUUGCCUUGGCCUACACUAAUGUUCCUGCAAAUGCAAUGAACCCAGAUAGCAUUGUGUUGGCAUACCAAAACAUGUCUGCUCCCGCUGGGUCGGAAGUUGUACUGCAGUGCUACAGUCAGCGGAUAGUAUGGACACAGGACCGUUUGAAAGAUCGUCAACGGGUGGCCCAUUGGGACUGGUUCUCAAUUGGUGGUGAAUACAAGGUCGAUCGUAUUCUUGAUAUGUUCUCAGCAGGUGAACAGCGGCUUUAUAACAUCUAUGACCAGGGACGGAUAAUGAUGUCACCCUCUGCUUUCUCCAAUGGAAACUUUUCUUUAAUAAUAAAAGAUGUUAGAAUAAAUGACCGAGGGAUUUACUCAUGUAAUCUCCACCAUCAUUACUGUCACCUUUACGAAACCGUCAAAGUUCAACUCAAUAUCACCAGAUCAGCAAAAAAAGUGAAGAGGUUUUGGGAUGGAGAGAAGGCAGUUGUGGUGGCAUUACUUGGUACUACUGUGGUACUGCCCUGUGAAAAUUACAACCCUAUUUGGACAGAGAGACACAGUGAAGAAGAGCAGCAGGUAGUCCAUUGGGACAGAUCACCUCCAGGUGUUUGGCAUGACCAGGCUGACCGUCUGAUUGACCUCUAUGCUUCUGGGGAACAGCGAUCUUAUGGUCCCCAGUUUAUUAGGAAAAGGAUGAAUAUAUCAGAGACUGCAUUCAAAGAUGGUGACUUCUCACUGACCAUUUCUAACCUUCGCUUUAGUGAUGAGGGACUCUACUCGUGUGAUUUGCACCACCAUUACUGUGGAAUUCAUGAGAGACGCAUCUUCAGACUUUUUAUUACGGAGCCAAUCAAAGUGAACUUUACAUAUAAAACACCAUCUACAUCAGUUGAAAUCCCAAAAGUCAUCAAUGUUUUUAUUCCGGAACAUUCUUCACAUUUUCUUCAGCAACUUGGAUAUGUCCUGGCAACACUGAUGCUGCUGGUCAUUUUGAUAACCAUCAUUGCCCUGAUUACCCGCCGACAGAAAAAGAGAGGUCUUCAAUACAAUGUGAAGAUGUCUCAACCGAGAGCAGAAGUUAACCUCAAUGAUUUUGUGAUCGAUACGACUGAUCUAAGACCAAACAAAAAUGAAGAAAUAAAACUUGGUACGUGCGCCAAUGCAGACUACAAGAACAACAUACUAAAGGAGAAAUUUGCAUUGUCCAGAGAGAAGGUGGAGCUGCUCAGGGACGUUCCUCCAAAGAACUUAGAUAGAGAUUUUGAGAAGAAAUACUGGAAAUAAAGAAAAUGAUGCUGCUGGCUGGAUCCAGAAGCUGAACAGUGAAGGGCCUAUAUGAGGAAAUUAGUUGCCUUUUAUCAAUAUCCUUCAGUAAUACAGCGCUUAAUCAAAGUAUACAUAUCAAUGGUAUUAACACAAAUUUCCCAAACCUGUGCAGCAGAUUUUGUGGAACCACAACCUGAAACUGCCUUAUCAGGAACCUUUCAUUUAUCUGACACUUCUCUCAUUCCAGACCUGGAAUGGUUUAGUUUGAUGGGGGAGACGAGCACUAGUAAACAACUAGCUUCAAUAUCUUUGGUUAAAGGGGGAAUAGUACAUUUCCAGUAGCUUGUAGGACAAAACUAUGAUGUUAGCUGGGGAAUGGUAGAAAUUUUGGGAGUGUCAAAAUACAAGGGUAAGUGCUCCUUUCAAAAUUGUUGGUUCUGGUUUUACUUGAAAUGAAGGAAUGAUUACCAUAAUGCAGGACCUGCAAGAACAAUACUCCAACUCAGCACAGUUACCUUCAAGGUUGAUCAGCUGAAGAACCAUCCAACUUACAGUUAGCAACAGAAAAUGCUGGAAGUACUUAGCACAGAUGCUGCCAGAUCCACAAUGUGUCUCCAGCUCAUUUUGUUUUUUUUCAAUUUUCUAGCAAUUACAGUAGUUUGCUUUUGUGUUAUAAUUAACAUUAGUAUAGAUCUCUAGAUUUGUGGUCUCUCCAUCCCUCUAGCUCAUAUUCAUCACUCUCCCUCCACCCACUAUUUUCAAUUUUGCAAUUUGUCUAUGCUCCAUUUCCAAUGCUUAAUUGUGUCUAUUCAUUCAUCUCCAGCUCUAUGUCUCUAUUCCUGCUUUGUUAAUUUUUAUGUUGAUCCUCUGUUUCCAAUCACCUGAUGUGGCAAAUUCUUCAUCUCCAAUUCCACAUUAUGUCUUUUCAUAUAAUCUUAGUCUGUUCAUCCUCUAUCCCUAACCUCCUCAGUCCAUCUUCAAUCCUUAAACAUGUCUAUCCCUCCAACUUGUUCUUCAGUGAGUCUGUCCCUAUCUUGAUUCACUGCAAUUGCUCUGUCUCCAUUUCAGAGUGUCUCUCCUAUAAUAUUUAUUUGUAAUCUCGUCCCUUGGUAUGUCAAUCUCACUUUUUUGUUCUUCAUCUCCACAUCUGAGUGCUUCAUUCUGACUGACCAGUCCUUAGUUUCUUUCAAAAAUGAAUUUUCUUUCAAAUAUUCAUUUUCUCCUAUCAGAAAUCAAGUUGUAAGUCUCGGGAAAUGAAAUGUUCCAAUCAGUGUGCAAUGAAUGAUUUCUAAAAUGUGCUGCAUAUAAUUGUUACCUCCCCCCAUGUAAUCCAAAAUUGCAAUAAUUGUGAUAACUGAUACAGAAACUGUGUUAUUCAUUAUAUACAUUUAUACAAGAUCAACAGUGUGUGAUAAUUAUUCAAUGUAUUUGUCUAGUUUUAUACAAGCUGCCAUUUCAAAAAUCACAUUGCUAUACCUCUGUAACCCACUCAGUUCACAGUUACUGAGACAGCACAGAUUUCAUCUUACCCUUCCAUCUCUCACUCUGUUUCAUUUACAUUUGAUUGCAUCUCAAAUCACAUAAAGGAUUCAGUGCUGGCCUGUGGAAUUCAGUCUGACCUCAGCCUGGAGAUAGAUCUUGCUGGCCAAGGAUCAGUAAUGCUGGCCUGGGAAACAGGGAUCACCCUAGGUUACAUGUCGCAGCAUGGGAUCAGUGGUAAUGAGCCUGGAAUCAGUACAUAUUCAUACAUACUGUACAGCAUCAACUGUGGCCAAAAUGAUUGUGACAUAAGACAGGAAAGAGACUGGGUGAUUAUUUCCAGAACAAGUAUAAACAAGAUUGGUGUUAUAAAAAUAAAAUACUGUUCAAUCACUCAUUCAUUCAUUGUUAUUCUAAGCACCCGAUUUUUUUUUAAUAAUAAAAAUUAAUAUGUUGAAUUGGUCUCCAUAUGUUAAUGACAUUUUAAAAGAAAAAUAGGUUUACAAGAUCAGAUGAUAUUGUUUCAAAGUCAAACAUUUUCUUCGGAUUUGUUUUUAAUUGAUGUCAAGCUGGGACACUACCAAGAUCAGGUUGGAGAGAAAGCCUCAUAAAGAAGCCGGCACAAAGCUUGGUUUUUAUAGACUGAGGAAUGCAAAAGGGAAGGGUGUGAAGUGUUCCACAGUUUGGUUGCGUGGGGGAAAUGAGUUACAGCAAGAAAUGAUGUGAUGGCUCUUGAUGUCAAUGUAAUGAGAAUGAUGGGAAAAGGAAAAGGGAAUAGUCAUGUAUUCAUAUUUUGCCCUACACUUUUUAAACUUUUUAUCCUUCUACCUAAUGAUAUUUCGGUAUAGGGUUUAACUAUUAUUUCAAUCAUGUACACACAAUUAGGAAAUCACUGUUGUUCACAAGAAAGUUUAAGUAUGGUGCUGUGGGAGAGGUGCCAUUUCCUCCCACUCUUGGCUGCAUGUAUUUUGUAGUUCAAUGCCUGUGAUGGUGUUGAUAGCUAAAUAAAACUGGCAAAUUGGUACUGAGUAGAUUGCCGAGACCUUAAUAACAAUGUCCAGUCUGGGUUGUAGAAGUUGUACUUUUGCUAACUUGACAGGGCAAACUAAUUCCAUUGUCUCACUCUUUUCUGCUUCUGACUUGCAAGAACAUCCAGCAGUUUCCAAUCCUUUAUUAAGAUAUAUUAUACUGUGAACUCUUUUUAUUGGAAAUAAUGCAUCAAAACUUCAUUCAUCACAAUCUUCCCAGUAUAAUAAAUUUCAAACUCUUGAGCCAGCAAGGACUUGCUUAUAUGGUCUAUGAAUUUAACUCUCCAAUAAGAGCAACUUAGACCAGCCUCCAGUUUUCAACAGUAAAUGUUGUCAUCCAAAUCCAAAUAAAAUAAAAGGCAGGAUGAGGGCAAAGCAAAAUGUAAGAUAUGUCCGGGGAGGAAAUUGAUAAACAAGGGCUGACGGAGAUAGAAUCUGCAUGUUGCAGUGUGUGAAGUAGUGCAGGGUUUGCACAAAAAUAAGUGAGAUCAAGAGCCAAAUUUUGUUAUUGUCUCAGUUAUCAUGCAAUGUGUGGUGAGACAGGAUCAUUGCAAAGAGUAGAUCAGCCAGCUGCAAGGGAUGGGAGUCAAAGGAGAACGGGGGUUAGAUUUGGUUCAGUACAGGUAUAUGGGUAGGAUAGUGGAUGGGAUUGAGUCAUUACAUGGUGUGAGGAAGGGUAUGUGAGAUUGGGGCAGAGCUGAAUUGGAUUUUGAUGGGGUUUGGGGCAGAGUAAAUUUGGGAUUAGCUCCAUGCUGGCAUUGGAAUUGACAUUCGGACUAAGGCUGCACAGAAGAAAGCUCAAAUUUCUUAACUAAGAUAAAAUUUCACCUUAAUAACGAAUUACAUCAAUUCACAAAAACAAACAGGAAAUGGGAAAGAAAAUACAUUUUUUGAGUAUUUAGCUUUUCAUUACAAUAAUUUCAAGAUAGAUUGCUCAAACCUGGGUUGAGAGAAGUAACUCAUAAGGUUUUGAGUACAAUGUUGACAAAAACAUUAAAUUAUGCAUUAAACAACAAGGCUUUAGUUUUUAAGUCUGCUUGUGAGCAGUUGGGCAGGGGCAUGGAAGAGACCUUACUGUAUCACGAUCAGGUAAUUAAACAUAAUAACUUUUAAUUUUAAAUUGUAAUAAUUUUGCUAUGGCGAAUGCCCCUGCACUAGGCCAGAAUCUAAUACUCAAAAUUGUGACCUGAUAAAAUAGUAGACUCUGUGACUUAAAUUUAAUAAUAUGUGAAGAGAGGUCUGAGCUGUGGGACUCCUGGCAGCUGAUCCAAGGCAAAAUCUACCAGAUUCCCAAGGUGAGUGACUCUUUUGACAGUCCUUGUGAGCAAAACUGUGCCCCUCAAGGAAACCUUAAGCUUAUACCAACCCCAAUUACCACCCCAACUAAUGUCAGAACCUAAUAUAGAUUUUGCAAUAUUGUAGUGGUGGGAAGGAAGAUGAAUGGAAACAGGCCAGAUUUAUUUACUUCACAGGAAGGUUUCAAAUGUGAAAAAAAUUGACUAUGUUGAAGGCUUUUUUCGGAAAGCAUAUGAGGCAGAUAAGAUGGAAUAUGUUCUAGUUCUUUACAUUCCUGUUUUCCUAGACUAUAGGAGCUUAUUCAGCUGUUACUUGUCCCCUUAACCUCCUAUUUCUCGCACUUCAUGCAGUUAUUUUACUUUUUUAAAAUUAUAUUAGGAAAUUAUUUGAUUUGCAUAUUUGUUUGUCUGACAUUGAACUGCUGUCCCUGCUUCCAGUACUUCACCUGUCAUGCAUUAAAACAUCAGCUUUGGUUUGCAAUCUGACUGGUGCAGCUAUUGCAAUUAGUGUAACAUGGGCUAUGGUGUAUGAAUAUGAAAAGUGUCACUCUGUAUUGUAUUCCUACAUAAUAGCCUUGUGGAAAUUAUCAGGAGUUAGAUUCCAAGGAAAGUGUGCAUAGUGCCAGUUUAAAAAUGUUGGAAAUUGGUGCCUUCUCACCAACCAAUCGAAGCACGCUAUUAUUAUAUCCUAAUCUCAAAUGCAUUGUAGUGUAUGUGUGUAUGCUUGCUUGAUACUGUUCCAAAGAAUGCUGUUAAAUGGGCAAAUGUUGAUGAAUUUAAAUAAAGAGAUCAAUAUGC
Messenger RNA from Pristis pectinata (smalltooth sawfish), 6365 nucleotides. Its product is annotated as matrix remodeling-associated protein 8-like. The record is from RefSeq and is a predicted model, not a curated record. The transcript is spliced from 10 exons. Gene Ontology annotation, cellular component: cell surface; membrane. Lineage: Eukaryota; Metazoa; Chordata; Chondrichthyes; Rhinopristiformes; Pristidae. Gene Ontology annotation, biological process: cell adhesion; establishment of glial blood-brain barrier. The coding region runs from base 461 to 1783 and encodes 440 amino acids.